This is a messenger RNA of Penaeus indicus, 2104 nucleotides long. Its product is annotated as autophagy-related protein 13-like. The record is from RefSeq and is a predicted model, not a curated record. NCBI's taxonomy places the organism in Eukaryota, Metazoa, Arthropoda, Malacostraca, Decapoda, Penaeidae. Gene Ontology annotation, biological process: protein localization to phagophore assembly site; mitophagy; autophagosome assembly. Bases 408 to 1838 code for a protein of 476 amino acids. The transcript is spliced from 9 exons. Gene Ontology annotation, cellular component: cytosol; Atg1/ULK1 kinase complex; phagophore assembly site.
AGGAAGUCUUGUUCAUGGUUCAGGGAACGUGUAGGAAAUUUUGACUUUAGAGUCUGAGAUUGGUGAAUGCAGGAAAUAAAAGUGAAUUACAUGCAAAAUGUGUCAAUGUUUGAAGAGCAAAGUAAAGAAAUAUUGUGGAACUAAGCAAUGUGAAUAAGUAAUAUGUAUACUUAAUAUUUAAAUAAAAAAUAAAAAGGAAAAAAAACAGAAAAGAUUAAUACAAAAAGUGUGUAAAUGUGAUUAUCCAUUUUAUUUUUCCUGAAUUGUGGAUAGCAUAGCAAAUAUAUGGAACAUACUCCAAUUCACAGUGGUUAUUAAAAUGCUUUGCAUAAGUGAUCAAGGGAACCCCACAGAGGAGAGGAAAAAGUUCAUGAUUGACAAGAGGAGGGAGUGAGGAAGCCCAUUUGAUGAGACUAAAGAUGUCUGGCCGCCACCUGAGUUCGGAAGACCGACGGGAACUUGCCCGCCUGACCAAGAUCCUCUCCCAGAAAAUAGUCCAGGUCGUCGUCCAGAGUCGGCUGGGUGAAAAGGCCAUCACAAAGUCCAAGACACCUGCGCAAGGAUCAGAAUGGUUCAAUCUGGGAAUAGAGGACAUUCAUGAAAUACAGCAGGAAACAAAGCGGGGUCUUGGGGGCCACCUGCCGGAUGUUGGAAAGCCGCUGGUGGUGGAAAUACUCCUGCGCACCCCAGAGUCAGACAGCCUCGUGCUAGAGCUGUGGACUUUAAACAUUUUAGAUUCGUGUGAUACCUCGCCAGCAAGAAUAAAUCCUACCAUUUAUAACAGGAUGACGGUGUUGUUGAAGUCACUUUUGGCUGUCACGCGCAUUACCCCAGCCUACAAGCUAUCGUUUAGGCAGGGUGCAGAUUCCUUCAUCAUCUGCUACAGGGUCUAUUUAGGAGAGCCUAAUUUUGAUUGUCUUGGUGAAAAUCCUGUUCAGGCAAGAUUGGGACAGGUGACAACUCCAGAAUCAACGAUGAUAAUGUGUGUCAGUUACCGCACACAGAUCACACUCAACCCCCCUAGUCGUAGUCCUGCUCAUGAGACUAUAAUGCUCAAGAGUGAUCAUUUUAAACCUGAGGUUUCUCCAAGACACUGCCGACGGGGUGCAGAUAGAGGAACUGACAGCAGUGAGGCAGCUCAGACAUCUGAUGAAAGCCAAGACGCAGCAAGACUUUUUACUGCUUCACCCCUUGACCAGCCAUCAACACCUCGAUCGAGAACAAGCAGUGACAGCAGUUGCAGAGGCUACGUUCAACAGCAACAGCAACAGCAGCAACAACAACCUGAGAGGAAGGUGUCAGUAGCCUUUGUUGAUGCCAAGCCAGCCAAGCCAGAUGGCUUCUUCCUGCCCGAUAUUCCCUUUUCCAAUCUACUGACAUCCACCAUAGAGGUCCAGCAGGAUAAAAAAACAGACAAAGCAGAGGGGGUCAGUAAUCCUUCAGCAGCUGUCACUCAGGAAAAAGCAGGACAGGAGAGAGCAGGAGCAGGAGCAGCUGCAACAGGGAUUCAGACUCAGGACACUGGCGAGCGUGUCGUCAUGACGGCCUCAGAUGGCUCACACAAGUCCACCACUUCAGCACAACUCAGAGACGAAGCGGAUUUUGUUAUGGUGGAGCUGAAAACACCAUUUGGUGGGACUUGCGGAACGGGAAAUGACCUAGGUGCAUUCUACCGAGAGUGUCGAAGUGCACCCCCACUCCGUAUGUUUGCUGAUACCCCAGAAGACGAAAUCAGUGACCUUACUGAACAGCUCCUGAGCUUUGAGGCGAACAUGGAAGAAUAUGAUGAACUAGUAAAGUCUUUCCACUCGGAUAACAGUCCAAACAGCCCUGACUGAGGUGGCACCAAACUGUAGUACUUUUAAUAUGUGUAUUUAUUAUGGGAUUUGCUUUUCUUCAUCAUGAAUAUAAUGACUAGAUCAUUUUUGCAGAAGUUACAUAUAAGUUUGUAGCAGUAUGUGGUCAUCAUAUUAAUUGUUGCAGGUUUAGCCCCAUUGCCCCCUCCCCCCAUAAAAGAAUAUAUAUAUAUAAUUCCCGAUGUGUGUUUGAUAAUGUCAUAAUAGUGCUGUAUUAUAUAGAAAAUCUAAUAAGAUUUUUUUUUUUU